Messenger RNA from Rhizophagus irregularis DAOM 181602=DAOM 197198, 1110 nucleotides. NCBI's taxonomy places the organism in Eukaryota, Fungi, Glomeromycota, Glomeromycetes, Glomerales, Glomeraceae. The record is from RefSeq and is a predicted model, not a curated record.
AUGUCUGGUAUACUUGGUUAUCUCGCUUGUUGUCGAGGUAGAAACAAUGAUAGUCGUCUAAUUAAAAAUGUAAAAGAAGGCACUCGACCUGAAAUUAACGUUUCAGCUGAUGAACUUUUUCCUCGACCUAUAAUUGUAAGCCACCUCAAAGCUAUUUUCCAACCAGCCAAAAAUCAGUCGCGUUAUUAUACAGUUUGUGGUGAACCUGGAACUGGGAAAACUACACUGAUCAAACUUGCAUUAAAAGAAGUUGGUCGUGGUGUUGUAUACGUCGAUGUCCCUCCUUUUGUUAAUGAUUUUGGCGAAACAUUUGGGGAAGCUAUCAACUUUGCAUUUGAGGAGGAUGUCUCUUUAAAUAAUCAAUUGAGACGAAAAUUGAGCGGUACUAAUAAUGAAUCUGAUGAACCGAAGUGGGUGAGGGCCUUGAUAACUUUUCAACUUGCUGCUAAAGCAUAUAAUGUCAAAUACGAUAUACCUGCGGUUAUUGUGUAUGAUAAUGUUGACCGAUUAGAUCCAAAAACCAUUCGUAUCCUUCAAAAUAGUGCCAAAGAUAAUGCUGAUAGCCAAACAUACAUUGCAUUGUUUGUCAGCAGUGAAGGCUCAGUUCUAAAAAUAAUGGAAGGUAAUUCUUCCUCCUACUCACGAGCAUUUGGUCCGAUUGAAAUUGGCGAUCUUACUAAGGAAGAGUCGAUAGAAUAUCUAGCAAUCUUAAAUAUUACUGAGAAGAAACUUCUAAGAGCACAAAUCUGCCCAAAACAAAAAUAUCAUAAAGUAGCAUGCCGAAUUAUUAAUUCUUUAUUGACAAACAAAGAACUUAAAUAUAUAAAAUAUUUACAAUUUUUUGAUAAUGAUGAGGAAGCUGAUGAAGUAUUAGAAAAGAAUGUAUUUGCAUACCAUCCAGGAAAAAAUAUUAUUACAUUUCAGUCCCAGUCAGUAGAAUUAUACAUUAAAACAGAAGCUGAUGAUUUUGGUGUUAAGCUAAUUGAUACCACCCCUGCUGAUGAAGAUAAUUAUGCGUAUGCUAUAAUCCAAGAGGAAUAUCUUCCUAUCACUAAAGAGCCUUCACAUCAACAUUCAUCUAAUUUAAAAUCUCCUAGAGAAAAUUAUUGA